AUGACUACAAUGAGGCUGGAUGAGGAUGACAUGGCAGAUAUUAAAAGGAAUGCCAUUGAAUGCCUCCGUCACUACCUGUGUGACAAACUGAUUGCGGAAAGGCACUUUGAUUACUUGCGUUCAACCAGAAUAAUAAAACAAGGACGACACAGAAGAGAUCAUGAACCAGACUACCAGCAGUAAAAGAGCGGGUGAACUUCUGGACCGACUUGCGAAAAACCCCAAAGGCCUUGACAAGCUGAUUGAAUCAAUUAAACUGUUACGGACACAGGAUUUUCUCAUUGACAAGAUCACAGAUGAGGUACUCCGACUGAAAAACGAGAAGCUGGAAUCCUACAAAGGAUGCUGCCUGAGCACUUCGCCGGCCACACCAAAUGGAUUAAGUAGUGAUCUUUAUAGACAGCACUCCACAGAUAGCAAGUUAUUGUCACCAGAAACAGAAUCCACGGUUCUUUAUCACCCCGAGGGUGAAUCUAGCCUUCCUCUUUAUUUUAACACGACCCUGACAUUAACUGAUCAGUCUGUUGGGGACAACAGAGCAAGGAGCCCCAGGCAAAGUUCUCCCUAUUCACUUCGGCUCCCCAGACCCGGAGAAUUCGGAGGUCCUCCUCUUCCAGUGGCCCUUCCUCAGGAGCAUGAAGACAUGUGU
Molecule: messenger RNA, 649 nt
Organism: Staurois parvus
Lineage: Eukaryota; Metazoa; Chordata; Amphibia; Anura; Ranidae
Source: the annotation of a GenBank genome assembly